AUGUCGGAAGAUAUUGAAGUAACGCAUGAGGAUCAACAAAGGAUAAACAGUUUUGCAACGUGGAACUUAAAAUUUAAAGAUUAUACAUCUGAUUACGAUCAGAAAAAGAAAGAGCUGGCAAAUCUUAAUGAUGCUGAGGAUGAAUUAGUUGUCGUCGAAGAGAGCUUACAUCCAUAUCUUAUUGGAGAAACAUUUUUCCACUUGUCAAACGAUGAAGUUGGAGAAGAGCUCUCAGCAGCCAAAGAAAAAGUGAAAUUGCGAAUGGUGGACCUCGAAGAACGAAUCAGCGACUGUAAAGUUCACAUGAACAAUUUAAAGAAAGAUCUUUAUGGCAAAUUCGGAAAUCAUAUUAAUCUCGAAGAGGACUAG
This is a messenger RNA of Schistosoma margrebowiei, 369 nucleotides long. Lineage: Eukaryota; Metazoa; Platyhelminthes; Trematoda; Strigeidida; Schistosomatidae. The record is from the annotation of a GenBank genome assembly.